Molecule: messenger RNA, 1188 nt
Organism: Striga hermonthica
Lineage: Eukaryota; Viridiplantae; Streptophyta; Magnoliopsida; Lamiales; Orobanchaceae
Source: the annotation of a GenBank genome assembly
AUGUUGGCAAAAGAGUCGGCGAGGUUCGACAUCCCGGAGGAGCUGCUCGAGGUUCUGCCGUCGGACCCAUUCGAGCAGCUCGAUGUCGCCCGGAAAAUCACCUCCAUCGCGCUUUCGACACGUGUCGACGCCCUCGAGUCGGAGGUGUCCGUCCUCCGUGACCAGCUCACCGACCGCGACAAUAUCAUAUCCGGCCUCGAGUCGCAGCUGGAGUCGCUCGACGCCGCCUUGAACGAGGCCUCCGAUAAGCUCACCACGGUUCAGCAGGAAAAGGAAGGAUUGAUUAGGGAGAAUGCGCAGCUAAGCAGUACUGUGAAGAAACUGAACAGAGAUGUUGCCAAGUUGGAAGCCUUCAGAAAGACGCUCAUGAGGUCACUCCAAGAUGAUGAAGAAAACCCUGCGAGUGUUCCUAAGGCUGCUCCUGUGCACAUGGCAAGCAAUAAUGACGGUGCUGCCUUACCACCAAGCAGAACAGCUUCUAUGCAGAGCCAAUUUUCAGAUUCCGAAAGUUCAAAUGCAGGGGGCGUUGAGACUGAAGUCAUGAAGCCUCGUGUAUCUCAUGGUCUGUUGCUAGCAUCCCAGACAAGCACGCCUCGGCUAACUCCUCCUGGUUCCCCUCCAAGUCUCUCUGCAUCUGUUUCGCCUUCAAGGACUCCCAAACCCUCGUCCCCAAGGAGACACUCAAUUUCUUUUGCAAACUCAAGAGGAUUUUUUGAUGAUAAAUCUUCCGGUUUUUCUUCUGUACCUUCAAGCCAGUUCAGUUCCAUGUCGAGUUUGGAGUCAGGAUCACAACCAGGGAAAGCCCGAGUUGAUGGAAAAGAAUUCUUCCGCCAAGUCAGAACCAGGCUAUCAUAUGAGCAGUUUGGGGCAUUUCUAGCAAAUGUAAAGGAACUUAACUCCCACAAGCAAACAAAAGAGGAAACCUUACGGAAGGCGGAUGAAAUUUUUGGCCCUGACAACAAGGACCUUUCUGUCAUUUUCGAGGGGUUAAUCACGCGGGUCGGGACUGGACUGCUCUCUGCUCGGUCCGACCUGACUCGACUGCUGCUGGCAAGUCUGCUGGUCUGGACUAGGCACCGACUGCUAGGUGCUGCCACUGAGAGACCUAGGUUUGCUGGGCACUGCUGGCUACUGGGAAGCGCUAGGGCAGACUCGGUUCAGCUGCUGGGAGGACAUUGGCACGCUUAA